This is a messenger RNA of Panicum hallii, 1581 nucleotides long. RefSeq lists its product as uncharacterized. The record is from RefSeq and is a predicted model, not a curated record. Lineage: Eukaryota; Viridiplantae; Streptophyta; Magnoliopsida; Poales; Poaceae. Gene Ontology annotation, molecular function: microtubule binding.
AUGGCGUCGCCGCGCCACCUACCCACCGGAUCCGCAUCCUCACCGAAGACAAAGAAGAAGACUGCAGGUUUUAACUUGAGGAAAAGUAUUGCUUGGAACCCUACUUUCUUCACCGAACAAGGUACACUAACUAACUAAGAGCUUUCUCUGCUUACUGGCUCCCAACUCAUGGCACAUACGAGCCCCACCUCUCGGGUCGGUGGUAUGUCCCCAUUCUGCCGCUUUGGGAGAUUUGCUACUGUGAGUGUACUCAAGGAAGCUGCAGAGAACUCUCGCGGAAAAUUGCCUGCGAAAAAUUGUAGCACCAAAAGGCAGGGAAGGAAAUUGUUUUCUUCAGCGACAACUCCUCAAAGGAAUCGAUGGAGAGAAUCCAUGGUGCCUGCCAUUACUGCCAUACGUGAAGAAGCCAGCGGCUCUGUAAAAUGCACAAUUUUUCUACCACAUCCACAAAUUACCCCCUCCCGUUCCUUUGGUGGCCCUGCAUCUACAUUUGCUAAGCCAUCAUCACUUCGAAUGCCUUCACCUUGGGUUGAUUUUUUCACUCAGGAAAAUGCUCAUGUGUCACAUGGCAAUGCUUAUAAAAGAAAUGUGGGAAGGUGCUUUAUGGGGAAUUCUUCAUCAUUAAUAAAACCUCCCAGGUAUAAGCAGCCUCAGGAUCUAAAAGACAGACUAGAUCUAACAAAGCCUCCAGGCACAUCAUUGCCCUCUUCCAUCUCAUCUCGAGUAUGCUCCUCUAGUGAUCUCACCUGUCAGAGCAAGUUAGAGAGUGGUUCUAGUGAAGCAAUUUACUUGGAAAAUCCUUAUGUUGGAGGGACCACACUUGCAAUUUCUUUGUCCGGAGUUGAAAGAUGCACUCCAGGUAUUGAUUUCUCGCAGGGAUUUGAUCCCCACGUUCACCAGAAUACUGAAUGUGCUACUUUACUGGAAUCUACAGUAUGUGCGGGCCAGACACCCUGUUGUGGUAGUUCAAACGGUGGAACACCAGCUCUAGCUGACUGUAAUUCAGAUUUUGGUGGUUCUUUGUGUAAUGAAGCUAAAUUAACCUGCUCAUUAGAAGAACCAAAUGCUGAUGGUAGAGUGGAGCUUGAAACAAAUAAUGAAUCAGCUGUAAAGGAAACUCCAUCAUUACAUGUGGGGUGUGAGCAUAACCACAAUUAUAGGAGCACAGAGCUUUCUCCUAUGAAACUGGAAGCACCUACGCUGUGCGCGGAAAGGCAACAUACUUUACCAGUAGAAUCUAACGUGGCAGAUAAAAUGGUGCUUGACUCAGACGUGUCAGCUCUAGAGGGUUCAUCAAAAAUAGAAAAUAUUAAGGCACUGGACAGAUCAAAAGCAAAUACGAUCCUUACAUAUCAUUUGAAGAACUUGGUACCGUUUACAGAAGAAUGGCUUGCUGUCAUGGAGGCUCGUGGGCAGGAAGUUUUGGAAUAAAAGACUGGCGCCGUGCAAAAUUCUCCUCCCGACAAAACUGCUCUAGAACCAAGCCUGUGGUCACCGGUCAAAUGGAAAGCGCAGGAUGUUGGACCAUUUGACUGUACAAAGUACUCUAAAAGCGUCACAACAUCUGGUACUCAGCUUUGA